Messenger RNA from Vespula vulgaris, 3114 nucleotides. It is a transcript of the gene Itgbn, whose product is annotated as integrin beta-nu. The record is from RefSeq and is a predicted model, not a curated record. The coding region runs from base 508 to 2883 and encodes 791 amino acids. NCBI's taxonomy places the organism in Eukaryota, Metazoa, Arthropoda, Insecta, Hymenoptera, Vespidae. Gene Ontology annotation, molecular function: integrin binding. Gene Ontology annotation, biological process: cell-matrix adhesion; cell adhesion mediated by integrin; cell migration. Gene Ontology annotation, cellular component: integrin complex; focal adhesion; cell surface. The transcript is spliced from 12 exons.
UUCUUUUUUUUUCUCUAUUGCCAAAUCGCGACGAUUCACGAGAGUAAGAUAUUAUCGUUAUCGUAUCGUAUAAUAUAGAUAACGUACCGAGAACGCCGUUGCAGCGUCUACAGUCAUUAAUUUCUCGCAUUACCGUCUCUGAUUUCGUAUUGUUCGUCGUAUUCUUAUUAUUUGUGUGUGUGUGUGUGUUAUAUAUAUAUAUGUAUGUGUUAUGCGAUGGUAUAUCCGUGUAAAGUUAUGUCGUAAAAAGGACGUCAUUUAUUUUUUCAAGCGUUUGUGCCGUCGAUGCGAACGACGAACGACGAGCUACGAACUACGAACUACGAACAACGAUUUAUGAUUUGAACGAUAAAAAAGAAAAAGAAAAAAAAAAUAAAUAAAUAUAGAUACACAAAUAAACGUAUAUAGAUAGAUCAUACACAUAGAUACAAGGUUACAAGGUGCAUCAGGAUCUCGCUUGUUUAUACGUUAAGUUAGUUUUAUUAGAAACGAUUUAUCCGGUUCGAUAUGACGUACACAUACUAUUUCACGUUGACAAUAAUAUUAGUGCUGACGUGUAUAAUCGUCAAGUGUUAUGUCAUUGAAGAAACGAAACUUUUGAGAUUGUGCGUACCACAAAACUCGUGCGAGAGUUGUCUGGAGGCUCAUGAUGCUUGUGCCUGGUGCAGUGAUUGGUCUUAUUCGAAUUCUACUAUCGGCAAACCAAGAUGUAAUUUACCAGAGCGAUUGAAUGAAUUUGGUUGUCCAAUAACGGAAAUUAGGAAAGCUCCAAGUGGAUACGUCGAAUAUAUAAAGAACGAAGAUUUUCAAGAUGUUUCGAUGAAUCAUUUGCCGGUACAACUUAAGCCGCAAAGAGUUCACGUCAAAUUACGACCGAAUUCGAAAAUGGAAAUGAAUCUUCAGUAUCGACCGGCUAAAAAUUAUCCUUUAGAUCUGUACUAUUUAAUGGAUUUAACAUGGUCGAUGAAGGACGACAAAGAUACCCUCGUUGGUUUGAGUAGAAAAAUGACGGAUACCUUGGGAACAUUUACCGAUAAUUUUCGUCUUGGUUUUGGUAGCUACGCCGAUAAGCCAUUGAUGCCCUUUAUAUUUCCAGGACAUGAAGAUAAUCCUUGUAGAAGCGAAUAUGCAACAUGUGCACCGCUUUAUUCGUUCAGACAUCAUCUUCCAUUGACGGGAGAUGUCGAUCAAUUCGUACGUAAGGUAAACAACAGCGACGUCACAGGUAACGUGGAUAAUUUGGAAGGUGGCCUUGAUGGAGUGAUACAAGCUAUCGUUUGCGAAGAUGUUAUUGGUUGGGGACAUCAAGCUAGAAAGUUGAUGCUUCUUGCUACCGAUGGUUAUUUACACUUUGCCGGUGAAGGAAAGUUAGGCGGAGCUGUAAAUCGACAGGAUUUUAAAUGUCAUCUCGAUAAACACGGCCAAUAUUCUUUAGCUAAGGAAUACGAUUAUCCUUCGUUAGCUGAAAUAUCAAGAUUACUUCACGAUCAUAAAGUCAAUUUGAUAUUCGCAGUUACGGAGGAUCGCCGAGAGGAAUACGAAUUGAUAUCGGAUUUAUUAAAAGAGAAAGCCAGAGUCGCUACUUUAGCAGCUAACAGUUCUAAUAUAUUAGAAAUCAUUGAGAGCGCCUAUCACGAGAUAGUUACGAAAUUAGUUUUACGGGAUAACUCAACUAAUCCCCUCAAAAUGGAAUAUUUUUCCAAUUGUGGAAGGGACGAUGUUCCUAUCGUAAAUAAAGCGGAAUGCGACGGUAUUCAGGAAGGUCAGGUUUACGAGUUCAAGGUCGUUUUUUCGAUGGAAUCAUGUCCAAGAAACGAAAGCCUUUGGAAACAAACAGUAGUAAUUGACGACGCGUUGGCAUCAGAAGCGUCUGAAAUAAUCGUCGAAGUGGAACUAUUAUGCGGUUGCAAUUGCAAAGAUCAGGAGAGUUCGCAUUGCAAAAAUGGCGUCAACGAAUGCGGCAUAUGCAAAUGCGAUCCUGGAUGGUCCGGAGAGACCUGCGAUUGCGACGAGAGUUCGUGGAUUAUUAAUCGUUUGCAAUGCAUAGCAUUUAACGGGACAACUGAAAUUUGUUCAGGAAGGGGCGAAUGUAUCUGUGGUAGAUGCAAUUGCGAUCUCGGUUACAAAGGACAAUUUUGCGAAUGUUCUCCUUGUGACAAGACCGACGGUAUCGAAUGCGGCGGACGUGGAACUUGCGAAUGCGGUAUAUGCAAUUGCAUAGACGGUUGGAAAGGAGAUGGUUGUCAAUGUCCUUCGGACGAUAAACUAUGUAUUGCACCAGGAAGCGAUGAAGUUUGUGGUAAUCACGGUUAUUGCGAUUGCGGACAUUGUAGAUGUAACACAACAGCACCCGAUGGCCUAUUUUAUCGUGGAACUUUUUGCGAAUCAUCAGCUAGCACCGGUGGUAGCGAUCUUUGCGUUCUUUAUGACUCUUGCGUUAAUGCCACCGUAGAGGGUUCGCAAGAUGUUGAACAACUGUGUCAGACCAAUACCACUUUUUAUCAAAUUCAAAAAGUGGAUAACGUCAAUACAGGAAAUGAACAUUAUUGCUUCAUUAGAACUAUCAAGGAAAGAACAACGUGCAUCAUUCCUUACAUUUAUCAUUUUAACAAGGACAACACGGUUACAUUAAUAAUCGCUGAUAAGUCCUGUCGUACGUCCUUACACGUGGCUCUGAUACCUGGGAUCAUAUUUCUAGCGAUAGUAAUCAUGGGUAUUGUUGGUUUAUGCAUAUGGAAAUGUUGGACCGCCAUACAGGAUAAAAGAGAAUACGCUAAAUUCGAACAGGAAAGACAGAAAACAGUAUACUGUUUGGACGAAAAUCCAUUAUUUAAACCUGCGACGACACGAUUCGAUGUACCAGCUUUGUUCAACGACAAUUGAUCGAAAAAGAAAUAAUAAUCGUGAUCGAAUUUUUAUUAGAUAGAGUAGAUCAAUCAAUUGAGAUUAUUUAUUUGAUAGAAUGUUUGAAAAAUAAGUCGAAUUGGAUAAAAUCGAUAAAGAUGAUUGCACGGGAACGUUAUCGGACGUCGUUGCUCGACAUGUUUCGGUCCAAAAAUGAUUGUUAGGCAUGAAGUAAAUCGACUGCAGUUACGAAAACCAAAAAGAAGAAAA